Suncus etruscus (white-toothed pygmy shrew) is the source of this 4187-nucleotide messenger RNA. It is a transcript of the gene NID2, whose product is annotated as nidogen 2. The record is from RefSeq and is a predicted model, not a curated record. Gene Ontology annotation, molecular function: calcium ion binding. Gene Ontology annotation, cellular component: basement membrane. Gene Ontology annotation, biological process: cell-matrix adhesion. NCBI's taxonomy places the organism in Eukaryota, Metazoa, Chordata, Mammalia, Eulipotyphla, Soricidae.
GCUGCCUGCUGGCUGCCUGGGCGCGCGGAGCGGGCUGGCGGCGGGCCGGUACCGGACGGACGGACGCGCUCGACCGGGGCCAGCCCUCAAGCCGAGCGGCCAGCAUGCGGCGGGACCUGGUUCCGUCGUGGCGACUGCUGCUGCCGCUUCUGUUGCCGCUCCUGCGGGUCUCCCCGCUCGCGGCGCUGCCCGUCACCCAGCUGUUCCAGCAUGGGAAGUGGGGGGACCAGCUGCUGAAGGAGGGCGACGACGAGAGCGCCGAGGUGACUUUGACGCAGCCCCUGCACUUCUUCGAAGCCGAGUUCAGCAAGCUCUACGUGAGUACUAACGGCAUCAUCUCCACCCAAGUUUUACCUAAGGAGGACCAGUACUUGGACCAAGAUUUCCCCACCGACUUCCCAUCCAUGGCCCCCUUCCUGGUCGACCUGGACACAAGUGGGGGCUCCGGACAGGUGAUGUACCGCGAGGACAAGACCCCUGCCGUGCUGGUGCUGGCUGCCAACUUUGUGCACAUAGGCUUCCCCGAGACAGCCUCGCAGUUCUCUCCCAACCACUCUUUCCUGGUCACCUGGAAGCAGGUGGGCGCCUACCAGAAAGACAGAACCCCAGAAACCCCUUCCAAAGAGGUGAAUACUUUUCAGGCAGUUAUGGUGUCUAAUAAAACUGAUACAUAUGCCCUUUUUCUUUAUCCCACUGAUGGCCUUCAGUUCUUUGAAACACACCCCAAAAAACUUAACAAUUCCGAACUCAUGCUUCCAGCUCGGGUGGGCUUCUGCCGAGGGCAUCUAAAGGACCAGAUGGAGGGACCCUUUAUCAGAUUUUCUUACGCUGAAGAGAUUCUGAAAAAUCUCUCCCGACAUAGCAACCUCGGGAUCCCUGGAGUAUGGGGUUUUCAUAUCGGCAGCACCUCCCCCUUGAAAAAUGUCAAGCCAGCAGUAUUUUCAGAAUUUUUUUCCAGACCCUACCCUCCAGCUCACCAUGAGCAUUCCUUCAACCAAGAAGAUUCCCUUCAAAAUGUCAAUGCCAAAGAAAAUGCGAUUUAUUAUUAUGGGAAUAAGGAGCUGGUGGACCACUCGUUUCAUCCAGAGAGAUUAAAAACCAGCCAAGGUCACACACACAAGGAAAGUUGUAAAAAUAACCAAAAAAAGUGCUCACAAAAUGCCUACUGUAAGAACUAUGCCACUGGCUUCUGCUGCCACUGUCACACCAAAUUCUUCGGUAAUGGGAUGCACUGUCUGCCUGAAGGGGCUGCAAACCGAGCCAGUGGGAAAGUGAGUGGGCACCUCAUCGUGGGCAAUAAACCCAUGAACUUCUCCAACUUGGACAUGCACAGUUACAUGGUAGGCAAUGAUGGCAGAGCCUACACAUCCCUCAGCUCCUCAACACUGACUAUUGCCUGGGCCUUUCUCCCCCUCAUCCCCAUUGGGGGUCUGUUUGGCUGGCUCUUUGCUUUAGAAAAACCAGGCUGGGAGAAUGGCUUCCGACUUACAGGAUCUACCUUUAACCAGAACAUGAACAUCACUUUCUACCCAGGAGGGGAGAGUGUUCAAAUCAUUCAAAAAACUGAUGGAUUUGACUCUGAGCUUAAUAUGUACGUUACUACCUAUAUGAAAGGCCAUCUGCCUUACGUUGCAGAAAACUCCACUGUCAAAAUAGAACCCUACAAAGAGAUUUAUAACUACUCAGACUCAACUGUGACUUCCAUAAGUAUCAGGAACUACACUGUUACAUCUGGUGAUGUCACUGAGAAAAAGUCCUACCUCGUCAACCAGACCAUCACUUAUGAGAAGUGCAGACACUCGCUCAGUCAUGAACCGCUUCACUCCACCCAAAUGCUCACUGUGGAUCGAGUCUUUGUCUCAUACCGAAAAGGCGAAAAUAUGCUUACAUAUGCUGUGAAUAGUCAUAUUGGUCCUGCUGAAGAUGAACAUGAUGAAACCACAAUGAAUCCGUGCUUCCGUGGAACUCAUAACUGUGACAUAAAUGCUCAGUGCUAUCCAGAGUCAGGUGUGCAGUACACCUGCCAGUGCAAACAUGGGUACCAUGGGACUGGAUUGACAUGUCUGGAUAUUAAUGAAUGUUCAUAUGACUUACACAUCUGUGGCCCCCACUCCAUUUGCAUCAACCUGAUAGGAAGCUACCUUUGUGAUUGUAUCAAGGGUUAUCGGCUUGGUGAAGACCUUCGCUCUUGCCAUUUAAUUGAACAAGUUACCAACCCCUGUGAGGAUGGCAGCCAUACCUGUGCUCCUGCAGAUCAGGCUGAGUGCAUCUUUGAUGGUGAACGCUCAUUUACUUGUGUCUGUCAUCCAGGCUAUACAGGCAAUGGGCAUCAGUGCACUGAUAUUGAUGAAUGCUCAGAAUACAAAUGUCACAACUAUGCUACCUGUUAUAACACACCGGGCUCCUUUUCCUGCUACUGCCAACCUGGAUAUACUGGAGAUGGCUUUCAUUGCACAGAGGAAAUAAAACCCUGUGAAAAACAGUUUCGCGAUGCUCUGGCUCAGUCCACCAACCCUCAGAAGCGGAUCCAUAUCCCACAAUGCGAUGAGAAGGGCGACUUCAUGCCCCUACAGUGUCAUGCCACCACUGGCUUCUGCUGGUGUGUGGAAACUGAUGGUAAAGAGGUGCCCGACACGCAGACUCCACCAGGCUCUAAUCCUCCUCGGUGCGGGCCACCAGAGGUCGACUACAGACCCCCAACUGUAUGUCAGCGCUGGCGGGAGCAGCUGCUGGAAAUAUACGAGGGUCAACCCAAGGAUGACCAGUACCUGCCGCAUUGUGACGACCAGGGUGAGUUCACUCCAAUGCAGUGCCAAGGCAAAAGCGACUUCUGCUGGUGUGUCAACAAAGAAGGCAAAGAAGUGUCACGGCCCCAUGUUUCACCACAGGGCACCCUUCAAUGUACAACAACCACAUCUGAUGAAGCCCUGGUCCAGUCCACCACUCAUCCUAAGAUCAAACGUCCCUUCCUGCUCUAUGCCCAGGGCACGCAGAUUGGCUAUGUUUCUCUUAAUUGCUCCCAUUUUCAGAAGGACAAACAUAAGCCCCUGCUGUCACUGCAGGGCUCCAUUGCCGUGGGAAUUGACUAUGACUGCAAAGAUGAGAUGGUAUACUGGACAGAUGUUUCUGCACGCACAAUUAGCCGCGCUAAACUGGAACCAGGGGCAGAACGUGAGAUCAUUAUUGACACAGAGCUGAUCAGCCCUGAAGGACUUGCCAUCGACAUAUACCACAGAAGGAUGUACUACACCGACAGUGUCCUGGAUAAAAUAGAGUCGUCCAAGCUAGAUGGUUCUGCACGUGAGGUCCUCUUCAACCAGAACCUGGUGAACCCCAGGGCCAUCACUUUGGAUCCGGACCGAGGCUAUUUAUACUGGACAGACUGGAACCGAGAAGGUCCUAAAAUUGAAAUGUCUACUUUAAAUGGAAGAGAUAGGAAAAUUCUGGUGAAUCAACAUCUUGCUCUACCCAACGCUUUAACCUUUGACCGAGUCAACAAACAGCUGUGCUGGGCAGAUGCAGGAACUAAUACUCUGGAGUGUGUUCAGCCUAAUGGAUCUGGACGAAAACUCAUUUACAGCAACCUCAACCACCCCUUCAGCAUUGUCAGCUAUGAAGAUCACUUCUAUCUCACAGACUGGAGGAGGGAUGGUAUCAUAGCAAUAAACAGAACCAGUGGCCAGUUUACUGAAGAGUACCUCCCAGAGCAGCGAACUCAUCUCUACGAAAUAGCUCUUGUCCAAUCCAGCUGCCCAGUAGCAAAAUAGAAUAUUGCAUCUAAAAGAAUCUGGACUCCACAGAAUAUUGUAAACAGCUGAAGUGAAAAAGGAAGCAGCGUGGGAAAUGCCUGGUUCCUGGACAUAGAAGACAGAUUCAUUUUUUUUUAGUACAAAAAGACUCAAGUGUAUUUUGUGAAAAGUUUAUACCUCAAUCUUUACUACUGUAAUUUUUUUUAAACAAAUGUUAUCACAAGAUUUAAAAGGUAACUAAUUAUUGCACUUGUAUUUAAGAGGUCAAAUUCAUUCAAAUAACAAACGACUAUGUUAAGACUCUAAAUUGGUUUUUGCUGUGUAUACUUUCAGGUCAAGAAAUUUAAAAUUAUUAAUAUACGAUCCCCCAACAUCAUAGCAACAUAGGGAAAGCUAUGCAGAACCGAUGGAAAAGAGCCAGCUUAUAUACCACCUCCC